Molecule: messenger RNA, 2227 nt
Organism: Spathaspora passalidarum NRRL Y-27907
Lineage: Eukaryota; Fungi; Ascomycota; Pichiomycetes; Serinales; Debaryomycetaceae
Gene: ILV2
Product: acetolactate synthase catalytic subunit
Exons: 1
Coding region: 340-2100 (586 amino acids)
Biological process (GO): L-valine biosynthetic process
Cellular component (GO): acetolactate synthase complex; mitochondrion
Molecular function (GO): acetolactate synthase activity; thiamine pyrophosphate binding; flavin adenine dinucleotide binding
Source: RefSeq, a predicted model, not a curated record
GUUAUUCAACCGGAUCCCUUAUUACUGGAAUAAUAUCAACCUUUAGAAAUGAUCUCUCGUAAUUUAAGGGCUAGUAAGUCUUGCCAAAGAGCAGCCAUGAUGGUGUUAAGAUCGCAAACUAGAUCCAUAGCUAAUACCACUUUAAGAAAAAUCCCCGCUGCAGUCGGAUCAGGUUCCGCUGCCGUUAGACCACAACCUUCUCCUGCUUUCAACACUGAAAAUGAUGGUCCUCAAAUUGAACCUCAUUCGCAUAAUAAAGCUAUAAAAAGAAACCGCAAGGACCAAAUUAUGGACGAUUCGUUUAUUGGCUUAACCGGGGGGGAAAUCUUCCAUGAAAUGAUGUUGAGACAUAAUGUUGAUACCGUGUUUGGUUACGCUGGUGGUGCGAUUUUACCUGUAUUUGACGCUAUUUACAACUCCGACAAAUUCAAGUUUGUCAUGCCAAGACACGAACAAGGGGCCGGACAUAUGGCUGAAGGUUACGCUAGGGCUACUGGUAAACCCGGUGUUGUUGUAGUCACUUCUGGUCCUGGUGCUACCAAUGUCAUUACCCCAAUGGCCGACGCUUUGAUGGAUGGUGUUCCAUUGGUUGUCUUCACCGGUCAAGUUCCAACUACUGCUAUUGGUACCGAUGCCUUCCAAGAAGCUGACGUUAUUGGUAUUUCUCGUUCUUGUACUAAAUGGAACGUCAUGGUUAAGAAUGUUGCUGAAUUGCCACGAAGAAUCAACGAAGCUUUUGAAAUUGCCACUACCGGCAGACCAGGUCCUGUUUUGGUUGAUUUACCAAAGGAUGUCACUGCUGCCAUCUUGAAAGAAUCUAUUCCAAUAAAUACCACUUUACCAUCCAACGCUUUAAGUCAGAUCACCAAGAAAGCUGUUAGUGAAUUCACUUCCGAGGCCAUUAGAAGAUCUGCCGCUAUUUUGAAUAAGGCCAAGAAACCUAUUCUUUAUGUUGGAGCAGGUGUUUUAAACAACGAAGAAGGCCCAAGAUUAGUCAAGGAAUUGGCAGAAAGAGCAUGCAUUCCAGUCACCACCACUUUACAAGGUUUAGGUGCUUUUGAUCAAAGGGAUCCUAAAUCUUUGGAUAUGUUGGGUAUGCAUGGUUCUGCUGCUGCCAACACCGCAAUGCAACAAGCCGAUUGUAUUAUUGCUCUUGGUGCUCGUUUCGAUGAUAGAGUCACUGGUAACAUCGCUAAAUUCGCUCCAGAAGCUAAAUUGGCUGCUUUAGAACGUAGAGGUGGUAUCUUACAUUUUGAAAUUUCUCCAAAGAAUAUAAACAAGGUUGUUGAAGCAACUGAAGCUAUUGAAGGUGAUGUCACCUCCAACUUAAAGUCAUUCAUUCCAUUGGUACAUUCAGUUGAAUCAAGACCAGACUGGUUCGCCAAAGUCAACGAAUGGAAGGAAAAAUACCCAUACUCUUACCAAGAAGAAACCCCCGGUUCCCUCAUAAAACCUCAAACCUUAAUCAGAGAAAUCUCUAAACAAGCCCAAACUUAUGAUAAGGAAGUUAUCGUUACCACUGGUGUUGGUCAACAUCAAAUGUGGGCUGCUCAACACUUCACUUGGACCAAGCCAAGAACUAUGAUUACUUCUGGUGGGUUAGGUACUAUGGGUUUCGGUUUGCCAGCCGCUAUUGGUGCUCAAGUUGGUAAACCAGAUGCUAUUGUCAUUGAUAUUGAUGGGGAUGCUUCUUUCAACAUGACUCUAAUGGAAUUAUCCUCGGCCGUUCAAGCUGGUGCCCCAAUCAAGGUUUGUGUUUUAAAUAAUGAAGAACAAGGUAUGGUUACCCAAUGGCAAUCCCUUUUCUACGAACACAGAUACUCUCACACCCAUCAAAAGAAUCCAAACUUUAUGAAGUUGGCUGAAGCUAUGGGUGUUCAAGGUAUUAAGGUUUCUACACAAGAAGAAUUGGUUUCUGGGGUUAAGGAAUUCUUGGAUGCCAAGGGUCCUGUUUUAAUGGAAGUUAUUGUUGAAAAGAAGGUUCCUGUUUUACCAAUGGUUCCUGCUGGUAAGGCCCUUGAUGAUUUCAUUUUAUGGGAUGCAGAAGUUGAAAAGGAACAAAAUGAAUUAAGAAAGCAAAGAACAGGAGGUAAAUAUUAGGCGAUCAAAAAAUCUUUCAUAUGAAUGUUCUCGUGUUAUAAUUAUGACAGUUGACUUUUCUAUUUAUCAAAAAUAUAUAUAUUACAUGUAUUUAACGGAAGUGUAGUGUAACUAAAACUAGCAUUGU